AUGGAUGUGCUGUGGAGUGUCGGGAGGUCUCCUGCUGGAAAGGGUCCACCAGGACCUCCAGGCAAAGAUGGCCAAGAUGGACUCCCAGGCCUUCCCGGACCCCCAGGCAUUCCUGGACUUGGCGGAAAUUUUGCAGCUCAAUAUGACCCAUCCAAAGCUGGCGGCUUUGAUUCUGGAGCACAGGGUAUCAUGGGACCUAGAGGCCCUCAAGGACCCUCUGGAGCUCCUGGUUCUCAAGGUUUCCAAGGACUUGCAGGAGAGCCUGGUGAGCCCGGUCAGAAUGGUCCCGUAGGUUCCAGAGGACCCUCUGGCCUCCAAGGAAAACCAGGUGAAGAUGGUCACUCCGGCAAACCUGGAAGACCUGGAGAGACAGGUCCAGUUGGUUCUCAGGGUGCUCGUGGCUUCCCUGGAACUCCUGGUCUCCCUGGAUUCAAAGGCAUUAGAGGACAUACUGGCAGCGACGGACAGAAGGGAACUACUGGUGCCAUUGGUGUCAAGGGUGAGAAUGGUGCUCAUGGUGAAAAUGGUUCUCCAGGUCAGGCUGGCGCUCGUGGUCUCACUGGUGAAAGAGGACGCAUUGGAGCCUCAGGCCCUGCUGGUGCCCGUGGAAGUGAUGGUAGCUCUGGCCCAGUCGGACCUGCUGGCCCAAUUGGUUCAGGUGGUGCCCCUGGUCUAUCUGGUGCUCCUGGUCCCAAGGGUGAAAUAGGACCUGCAGGUAACACUGGCCCAACUGGUGCUGCUGGAGGAAGAGGUGAGCCCGGACCCUCUGGUGUUCUUGGCCCUGCUGGACCACCUGGUAACCCUGGAAACAAUGGUGUCAAUGGAGCAAAGGGUGCAGCUGGUCUUCCUGGUGUAGCUGGUGCUCCUGGUCUGCCUGGAGGUCGUGGUAUUCCUGGACCAUCUGGACCUGCUGGCCCUGCUGGAGCCAGAGGUCUUGUUGGAGAUCCUGGUACUGCUGGUGGUAAAGGAGAUACCGGAGCAAAGGGUGAGCCUGGUUCUGCUGGUCCCUCUGGUAAUGCUGGUCCUUCUGGAGAAGAAGGAAAGAGAGGACCCAAUGGAGAGGCUGGAUCUUCUGGCCCCGCUGGAAAUGCUGGAAUUAGAGGUGUUCCUGGAACUCGUGGUCUGCCUGGUCCUGAUGGAAGAGCUGGCGGCAUUGGCCCAGCUGGUAACCGUGGUGCUUCUGGUUCUCCAGGAGCAAGAGGUCCCAAUGGAGAUGCUGGACGCCCUGGAGAGCCAGGUCUUCUUGGAGCAAGAGGUCUUCCUGGCUUCUCUGGAAGUCCUGGUCCUGCUGGCAAAGAAGGUCCUGCUGGUCUCCAAGGUAUUGAGGGUCGUUCUGGUCCUGCUGGUCCAGCUGGAGCCAGAGGUGAACCUGGUAGCAUUGGAUUCCCUGGACCCAAAGGUCCAAAUGGUGAGCCCGGAAAGAAUGGAGAAAGAGGAAACCAAGGUCCUUCUGGAAACAGAGGAGCCCCAGGUUCUGAUGGAAACAACGGUGCCCAAGGUCCUGCUGGUCUUGGUGGUUCUCAAGGAGAAAAGGGUGAACAAGGUCCAUCUGGUGCCCCAGGUUUCCAGGGUCUGCCAGGUCCCGGUGGUCCCCCAGGAGAAGUUGGCAAACCCGGUGAAAGAGGUGCCCCCGGUGAUUUUGGUCCUUCUGGUGUUGCUGGUACUAGAGGUGAGCGUGGUGCCCCUGGUGAGAGUGGAGGAGCUGGUCCUUUUGGAGCCCUCGGACCCCGUGGACCAACUGGUGCCCCAGGAACUGAUGGAAACAAAGGAGAGCCUGGUGCUGCUGGUCUAAAUGGAGGUCUUGGACCCCAGGGACCUGGUGGAAUCCCAGGAGAGAGAGGUGCAGCUGGAAUCCCAGGAGGCAAGGGUGAAAAGGGUGACGGUGGCAAUGCUGGAGAUUAUGGUAACCCUGGAAGAGAUGGUGCUCGUGGUCCCGCUGGUGCUGCUGGUGCCCCUGGUCCAAGUGGUGCUCCCGGUGACAGGGGUGAAUCUGGACCUUCUGGUGCUUCUGGUGCUGCUGGUCCACGUGGUACUCCUGGUGAACGUGGUGAAGCUGGUCCCGCUGGUCUUACUGGUUUUGCUGGACCUCCUGGUGCUGCUGGUCAUUCUGGAGCUAAGGGAGAGAGAGGUCCAAAGGGAGUCAAAGGAGAACUUGGUUCUUCCGGUGCUCUCGGCCCUGCUGGUGCUGUUGGCCCUAAUGGUCCCAAUGGACCUGCUGGAUCCCCUGGUGCUCGUGGUGAUGCUGGUCCUUCUGGUGCAACUGGAUUCCCUGGCCCUGCCGGAAGAGUUGGUGCUCCCGGACCCUCUGGUAUUGGUGGUCCUCCUGGUCCAACUGGUUUCCCUGGCAAAGAUGGUCCAAGAGGUCCACGUGGUGACAGUGGCCCUGUUGGUCGUCCUGGUGAACCAGGUCAUGCUGGCCCACAAGGUCUGGCUGGAGAUAAAGGUUCUUCUGGAGAAUCUGGUCCUGCUGGUCCACCUGGUACCGCAGGUCCCUCUGGUGUUCUUGGUUCUCGUGGUAUUCUUGGUCUUCCUGGUACAAGAGGAGAGCGUGGUCUUCCUGGUGGAGCUGGUGCCCCCGGUGAUUUUGGUCCUUCUGGUCUUGCUGGUUCUUCAGGUCCUCGCGGUCCUUCUGGUGCAGCUGGAAAUCCGGGACCUGUCGGACAUGCUGGUGAAGCUGGUCGUGAUGGCAACCCUGGUAACGAUGGACCUUCUGGUCGUGAUGGUCUUCCAGGCCCUAAGGGAGAGCGUGGCUACCCUGGUAACACUGGCCCUUCCGGUCUCGCUGGAGCUCCUGGUCCCGCUGGAUCUACUGGUGCUGCUGGUAAAUCUGGAAACCGUGGUGAGCCUGGUCCCUCUGGUUCUGCUGGUUCUGUUGGUCCUGCUGGUGCAAGAGGCCCUUCUGGUCCCCAAGGUAUUCGUGGUGACAAAGGUGAAGCUGGUGAGAGAGGAGGCAGAGGUCUUGAAGGUCGCAAAGGACACAAUGGUCUGCAAGGUCUUCCCGGUCCUGCUGGUUCUUCAGGAGAGACUGGUCCCGCUGGUUCUGUUGGUCCAGUUGGUCCUCGGGGUCCAUCUGGUCCAUCAGGUCCUCCAGGCAAAGAGGGUCGUUCUGGACAUUCUGGCUCCAUUGGUCCCGUUGGUCCCCGUGGUCCACCUGGUUUCACAGGUCCCGCUGGUCCUCCUGGUCCCCCUGGUCCUGCUGGUUACCCUGGUCCAUCUGGUGGUGGAUAUGAAGUAUUUGAAGGAGGUGAAUACUACAGAGCUGACCAACCUGCUCGUAAACCCAAGGAUUAUGAAGUUGAUGCUACUCUGAAAUCUCUGAGCAACCAGAUUGAGAUCAUCCUGACCCCAGAAGGCUCAAGAAAGAACCCAGCCCGUACUUGCCGCGAUUUAAGACUCAGCCACCCUGACUGGACAAGCGGAUUCUACUGGAUUGACCCCAACCAAGGCAGCUCUUCUGAUGCCAUCAGAGCAUUCUGCGACUUCUCUACUGGUGAGACCUGCAUCCACGCCAACCCAGACAGCAUUCCCCAGAAGAACUGGUACAUCAACAAAUCCAUCAAGGAGAAGAAGCACGUCUGGUUCGGUGAAACCAUCAACGGUGGCACACAGUUCGAAUACAAUGAGGAAGGUAUCACUCCCAAGGAUAUGGCCACUCAAUUCGCCUUCAUGCGUCUGCUGGCUAACUAUGCCUCCCAGAACAUCACCUACCAUUGCAAGAACAGCAUUGCCUAUAUGGAUGGAGAAAAUGGCAACCUGAAAAAGGCCAUGCUUCUUCAAGGAUCCAAUGACGUUGAAUUCAGAGCAGAGGGCAACAGCAGAUUCACUUUCAACGUUCUUGAAGAUGGCUGCACGAGACACACGGGCGAAUGGGCCAAGACAGUCAUCGAAUACUCAACGAACAAACCAUCGCGCUUACCCAUCCUAGACAUUGCACCUUUGGAUAUUGGUGGUGCCGACCAAGAGUUUGGAGUGGACAUAGGCCCAGUCUGUUUCAAAUAAAUGAACAAUUUCAAAUGAACUAACUUAAGACACGUCCUCUCUUUGCCCCAUUUUUAAUACCAAAAGCUGACACCUUUCAACCAUCUGGGCAAGAGGAGGAAUUUUUGUUAUAUAAAAAAAAAAAAGGAGCAUCGUGCAAUCUAAUACGUACCAAAAGAGGAUACGAAAAGUGUUUCACAAUCGUAACAUCAAAACAA
Bufo bufo (common toad) is the source of this 4196-nucleotide messenger RNA. RefSeq names its product collagen type I alpha 2 chain (gene COL1A2). Gene Ontology annotation, molecular function: extracellular matrix structural constituent. The transcript has 49 exons. The record is from RefSeq and is a predicted model, not a curated record. Bases 1 to 3999 code for a protein of 1332 amino acids. Lineage: Eukaryota; Metazoa; Chordata; Amphibia; Anura; Bufonidae.